This is a messenger RNA of Pistacia vera, 2640 nucleotides long. RefSeq lists its product as uncharacterized. The record is from RefSeq and is a predicted model, not a curated record. The transcript has 5 exons. Lineage: Eukaryota; Viridiplantae; Streptophyta; Magnoliopsida; Sapindales; Anacardiaceae. Bases 1 to 2640 code for a protein of 879 amino acids.
AUGGCUGAUCAAACUAACACUCAUCCAUUCUACUCGCACUCUCGCUCAUCUCCAUCAGAACCUCGUGGAGAUGAAAAGGAAGUUGGGGAUGGAAAUGAGUACCAUCAGUUUGAAGAUACUAUGCUUCUUGAUAGUCCCUUAGUUCAGACCCAGUUGGAGAAACUUAAUUUUGACACUCAAGUGGUGGAUGAUUCUGAUUGUAACAAGGAUAUGAUACUCCAUUCAGAGCACGAGAAGGAAGUUGUUCUUGAUAGUGAAGAUGAAGGUGUUUGUACAAGCAAAACGGUGAGGGUUUCCAAUGGGUUAUCAGAUGGGAACAAAGGAUGUGGAGUUCAUGUUGAGAGAAGUGAUGAGCAAAAAGAGCUUCCUCAGUUGUUCACUUGCGAUAGUGGUGAUGUGGAAUAUGAAGAGUCGUCGCAAGCAAAUGCUCUUGAAUUUGUGGAUCAAUUCCUGUCAUCUAAGAAGAUGGAAUUCGAAUUCGCUCCUGGACUUGACAUCAAAAAGACUGUCAGGGAGAAAUCUCCUCGUCUUUCAAGUGCAAAGGGACCUCAAAUUUUGGCUAAGAGAAUGAAUUUUAGAGCAGCCUCAAUUGCAAAAAUUGAAACCUUUCAAUGGGCUGAUAGUGAUCAACAUGUAGAGGAUGAUGUCUUUAGCGAGAGGACAGAAACCCCUUUCGAAUUUGGAGGUUUUAGGCAGAGAUCUGUUACGAGACGUAACAAGCCUAGGCAUCUUAACAGUAAAGAAGGUAACAUCUCAGGUAAUAAGAUUGAACAGAAGAAAGAGAUUUUGAACCUUCACAAGGAAAUAGCGUUUUCAACUUAUUCAGAUUCAAUGUUUAUAGAGCACGGUCCAAAAGAGACUUGUAGAGUAGAAGAGGUAUCUAAGUUAAAUCUAGAAAAUAAUUGUGUUAAGGGAUUCAAUAAGGAGAUGCAUGGAGAAUCAUCAGAGCAGGAGUUGGAUGCUCCAGACAUUUUCAAUGUAGGAUUCAACACUCAAAUAGCUGCUGAAGCGAUGGAAGCCUUAUCAAAUGGGCCAUCUGCUGGCUGCAUUGCUUCUGAUGCUUACCAAGAUCCACUGAACAUCACUGACGACUCUUUAAAAGGUCUAACAACAAGGAAAGGUCGUGCAGAACAAAUUUCUCUUCCUAAGACUGAUAGCUGCUAUUUAAGAGCCACUGAAAGAAAGCCAACGCAAAGAAAGCGUUCUUCUAGAAAAUCCGGCAAGAAAUCUACCGAUCAAGAGCUGGGCCCAGAGUUGGCAAUAAUGAGGAAUAUGAAGAGGGGCAAAUUAUUGAUCGGGGAACAUUUUAAAUCUAGAAAUUCUGCCAACUCCAAUGAAAGUCCCGGCAGACGACCUACGCUUAUGGAGCAAAGACAAGAAGAUGAAAUUGUGGGUAGGAACAAUAAUGGUGAAACUUACCAGGGCUCAACAAUUUCCGUUGAACGUAUCUCCCUCAGCAAGGUACAAGCAACAGAGGAGCUUAAGACUUCUUCAUGUGUUGACCCGGAAACUAGGCCAUCUUCAGCUGGAGAUAUGUUGAGAAGGACCUAUCAUCAAUCAGAUAAUCCAGGCCAAAAGACAGAUGAUGGCAUCCUUAAAUACAGAAGAAAGAGGAGUAGACUAGUGGUUGAUCCUACUAGAGGUGAACGUAUCUCACUCAGCAAGGGACAAGGAGAAGAGGAGCUUAAGACGUCUUCAUGUGUUGACCAGGAAAAUAGGCCGUCUUCGGCUGGAGAUAUAUUGAAAAGGACCUAUCAUCAAUCAGAUAAUCCGGGACAAAAGACAGAUGAUGGCAUCCUUAAAUACAGGAGAAAGAGGAGUAGAUUAGUGGCCGAUCCUACUAAAUUUGUGAGUGGCAGAGAAAGAUGUCCUACAUUUUAUGCAGAUUCAUCAGCUGAAGCUAGAGACAGCAACUUAAGUAAAAAGGAGGAAAGUUGCAAAGAAUUAUGUGCUUCAACCAGUUGUAUGAAAUUAGUUACAUGGAGCCACCCUAAAGGGAAAAAAGCAUUGCGGAAAGUGCGAAGCCAUUCAAAAUCCAAUGACAUUUCUGUUCCUUUACGAACACUAGGUGGGAAUGUACACAAAAGUUAUUGUAACAAAAGUGAAAGAAUUAUGGAAGACAAUCACAAAACCUCUUCUUACAAUAGAGGCACAAAGGAAACCUUUAGAGGAGACCAUGAUAGAAAAAUGGCAUUCAUGCAGUCCAGCGAGGUAAAUGAAAUGGACUUUGGGUUGUUUAGCAAUGGUGUACAAAAGAACCGGGAGUUUGGUGUUUCACCAAACAAGAACCUUGAGCUCUCGAGUUCAGGAUAUACUACCACUAACCGUACCAAUCUUAUGAACGUCGCACGUUCCAACUGUUUUUCUUCUAAAUAUCACAAAAGACCCUUUAGUAAAAACCUACCCAAAUCCUCCCUUUUGAAAGAGCUUAUCAAAUUAGGUGUCCCUGAGUCAAUACCCGAUUUCACAUGGAAGGAAUUAAGAAGACGAAAAGAUACGGCACAUGUUCGUGUAUUGUUUAGCCAGCAUUUGGAUGACAGUGUAAUCAAGCAUCAGAAAAAGAUCUCAGCACGGCUUGGCAUUUCCACCGCAACAUGUCCCAUGGAUGCCACACACUUUAUAGCAAAUAGAUUUUGGUGA